AUAGAGAAAUCGGAAAGCGACACGAGCUCCGACCACUCAAAGCAUGUCUCGGAUACCAAAGCUUUCCCUCUCGCUACUGUCGAUGAGCCGGUGAUUUUCGACACAGCAGGCAAGACUCGAGAGUCUGCAUUCGACACCGAUUCUCUCGGUAGCUAUUACAAGCCGAUUGAAAGCUACGAAGGAUAUCACAGAUGGGAUCCCGAAUUCCAAUGGGAUGCCAAGGAGGAGAAGAAGCUUGUCAGAAAGGUCAGUGAUUGUUGGAAAUCAGUCAAUUGGGCUCUUGCUAACAUGGCUCUGAUAAUANNGAUUGACUUGCGCAUCUGCUCAUGGGUCUGCCUCAUGUUCUUCUCCUUGCAACUGGACAGAGGCAAUAUCUCACAAGCGCUCUCGGACAACAUGCUCACUGAUAUUGGGAUCACUACCAACGACUACAAUACUGGACAAACCAUCUUCUAUCUUUGCUUUCUGUUCGCAGAACUACCCAGUCAGAUGUUGGGCAAGAAGAUUGGUCCAGACAACUGGGUCCCUAUUCAGAUGGUCUUGUGGUCCUUAGUCGCCGCUUGUCAAGCUUUCAUCCACAACAAAUCCGGAUUUUUGGCCUGUAGAGCAUUGUUGGGUCUUAUUGAGGGAGGCUUUAUCCCUGAUAACAUCCUCUACUUGAGUUAUUGGUACAAGACACGAGAGCUUCCCAUUAGACUGUGCUACUUCUGGUUCUCCUAUCAAAUCACAAGUAUCGUGUCGGCAUUCCUCGCAUUUGGCUUCCUACACAUGCGCGGCAUCAACGGCAUCGCUGGCUGGCGUUGGCUCUUUGCUCUCGAAGGCUGUCUGACCGGCAUCAUCGGCGUAAUCUCCUGGUUCUACAUUCCUCCCUCGCCCACACAGACUGCCUCGAAGUUCCGCGGCAAAGACGGCUGGUUCAACGAAAGAGAAGAAAAGAUCAUGGUCAACAGAGUCUUGAGAGACGACCCUAGCAAAGGAGAUAUGCACAACAGACAAGCUCUUUCUCUGGGUAUGUUCUGGAAGUGCCUCAAAGACUACCAUAUGUGGCCAAUCUACUUGCUUGGAUUGACCUGGAUGACACCGGCAAACCCCAUGACAUCGUACCUCACGCUCAAUCUCAAGAGUGCUGGGUUCACAACUUUCCAGGUCAAUCUUCUCUGCAUCCCGGCUUAUUGCUUCUUCAUCAUCAACUUACUCUGGUUGUCCUAUCUCUCGGAAAAGGUCAAUGACCGAUUCCUCAUUGGCACUAUAUCUCAGUUCUUUGUCUUGCCUUGCCUUAUUGCUCUCGAAGUACUUCCGACGACUAGAAGUCAUUGGGCUACUUGGAUUCUCAGCUGUCUGGUCUACGCUCAACCCUACAUUCACCCAGUCAUUGUCGCUGUCACAUCUAGGAAUGGCGGUAGUGUCCGUACUCGAGCUGUGGCUACUGCACUGUACAAUAUGUUUGUGCAAGCAUCGAACAUCUACGCGUCGAACAUUUAUCGCACAGAGGACAAACGUCGCGAUGAAAAGUGGAAUGUCAUGACCAAGGAGCAAAAGGAGCAUUAUCUUGCUACCACGACGGAUGAGGGCAACAAGCGAUUGGACUUUAGAUUUACACACUAG
Aureobasidium vineae is the source of this 1605-nucleotide messenger RNA. The record is from the annotation of a GenBank genome assembly. Lineage: Eukaryota; Fungi; Ascomycota; Dothideomycetes; Dothideales; Saccotheciaceae.